Tachyglossus aculeatus (Australian echidna) is the source of this 2863-nucleotide messenger RNA. RefSeq names its product heterogeneous nuclear ribonucleoprotein U like 1 (gene HNRNPUL1). NCBI's taxonomy places the organism in Eukaryota, Metazoa, Chordata, Mammalia, Monotremata, Tachyglossidae. The record is from RefSeq and is a predicted model, not a curated record. Gene Ontology annotation, molecular function: protein binding.
UCCGGUCCCAUCCGGUCCGGUCCGGUCGGGUCCGGGGCCGCCAUGGACGUGAGGCGGCUGAAGGUGAACGAGCUGAGGGAGGAGCUGCAGCGUCGCGGGCUGGACAUCCGGGGCCUGAAGGCGGACCUGGCCGAGCGGCUGCAGGCCGCCGUGGAGGCCGAGCGGGACCGGACCGGACUCGGACACGAGCCGACGCGGGACCUCGAACCCAGGGCCCGGGCCCGGCCGGCCCCGCAGCAGGACCCCUACCCGACCCUCGACGACCACUAUGACGCGGACCACCUCCCCGAACAGAAUCGGCUGUAUGAGGCUGGAGAUAUUAAGCAGGAGAACGAAGCCGGGCGGGAGAGAAGGCCGGAAGAGGAGGCGGUGCGGCCUGCUAUGGUACCUCCAGUGGAGGUCAAUGCUGAAGUAAAGCAAGAGGAAUGCCCCGCUGGCCUGGCCCCACUGGAUCCGUCUCAGCCCAGGCAGGACCGACAGCCAUUCCAGAGUCGCAAGAGACCUUUUGAAGACUGCCGCGGUCGGGGUUACUAUGAACACCGGGAGGACAAGAGAGGCCGGUCACCUCAGCCCCCCGCCGAGGAUGACGAGGAGGAGUUUGACGACACGCUCGUGGCCAUUGACACGUAUAACUGCGACCUUCAUUUCAAAGUGUCCCGGGACCGGUGUAGCGGAUACCCCCUCACAAUCGAGGGCUUCGCGUACCUGUGGUCCGGCGCCCGGGCCAGCUACGGAGUCCAGAGGGGCCGUGUCUGCUUUGAGAUGAAGAUCAACGAAGAGAUCUCCGUGAAGCACCUCCCGGCUUCGGAGCCCGAUCCGCACGUGGUCCGCAUUGGCUGGUCCUUGGACUCCUGCAGCACACAGCUGGGAGAAGAGGCCUUCUCUUACGGCUACGGGGGAACCGGGAAGAAAUCCACCAACUGCAGAUUCGAAAACUACGGCGAGACGUUCGCCGAGAACGACGUGAUCGGCUGCUUCGUGGACUUUGAGUGUGGCAACGACGUGGAGCUGUCCUUCACCAAGAACGGCAAGUGGAUGGGCAUUGCUUACCGGCUACGAAAGGAAACGCUGGGCGGCCAGGCCCUCUUCCCGCACGUGCUGGUCAAGAACUGCGCCAUCGAGUUCAACUUCGGACAGAGAGCCACCACCUACUGCCCCGUCCCCCCGGGCUACACGUUCAUCCAGCACCUUCCCCUCGGGGAGCGAGUUCGGGGAGCCAUCGGACCAAAGAGCAAAGCUGAGUGUGAGAUCCUGAUGAUGGUGGGCUUGCCAGCGGCGGGAAAGACCACGUGGGCCGCGAAACACGCCGCCGCCCACCCUGCCAAGAAGUACAACAUCCUGGGCACCAACUCCAUCAUGGACAAGAUGAGGGUGAUGGGUCUCCGCCGUCAACGCAAUUACGCCGGCCGCUGGGACGUCCUCAUCCAGCAGGCGACACAGUGCCUCAACCGCCUCAUCCAGAUCGCCGCCCGCAAGAAGCGCAACUAUAUCCUGGACCAGACAAAUGUGUAUGGAUCAGCCCAGAGACGAAAAAUGCGCCCCUUUGAAGGUUUCCAGCGCAAAGCUAUUGUCAUUUGUCCUUCGGAUGAGGAUCUAAAAGAUCGAACGAUAAGGCGCACUGAUGAGGAGGGGAAGGAUGUGCCCGAUCACGCGGUGUUAGAAAUGAAAGCCAACUUCACGCUGCCGGACCCCGGGGACUUCCUGGACGAGGUGCUGUUCGUGGAGCUGCAGCGGGAGGAGGCGGACCGGCUGGUCAAGCAGUACAACGAGGAGGGCAAGAGGGCCGGCCCGCCCCCGGACAAGCGCUUCGACAACCGCGGGGGCGGCUUCCGGGGCCGGGGCGGCGGGGGCGGCGGCGGCGGCUUCCAGCGCUACGAUAACCGGGGACCCCCAGGAGGGAACCGCGGCGGGGGCGGCGGCUUCCAGAACCGCGGCGGAGGCGGCGGCGGGGGCUUCCGGGGAGGUUUCAACCGCGGCGGGGCCGGCGGCUACUCCCAGAGCCGCUGGGGCGUGGGCGGCCGGGACAACAACAGCCCCAACCGAGGCGGUUACAGCCGCGGCCCCCAGCAACAGCAGCAACAACAGCAGCAGCAGCAGAGCUACAGCCCGGCCCACCCCCAGCAGACGGCCAGCUACACCAAGAACGACAGCGGCAGCGGGCCGGGCGCCACCAGCGCGGGCACCGGGCCGGCCAUCAGCACUUACAACCCAGGACAACCGAGCUACACUCAUCCGUACAACCAGGGCGGCUACAGCCAGACGGGCUACACCGCGCCGCCGCCCCCGCCGCCCCCCCGCCGCCCCCCCGCCUACACCUACGGGACCUACGGGGGCUACAGCCCCGCUUACACCACCCCGCCGCCGCCCCCGCCCCGCCGCCCCCCCAACCCCGGACAGACCUACGGGCAGCCCAGCUACAACCAGUAUCAGCAGUACGCCCAGCAGUGGAACCAGUACUACCAGAACCAGAGCCAGUGGGCCCCCUACUACGGCAGCUACGACUACGGGAGCUACUCCGGGAGCUCGCAGGGGGGAUCCAACACGCAGUAGCCCGGCUCACCCCUCUCCCUCCAGAGAAGGCAUGUCCACCCCCGUCCCCCGCCCCUCGAGAUGCAUUAUUUCUUUACACGUUUUAAAACAGAACGAAAAGUCUUUAACUUUCUACGCCCCACCAGAAGAAGCUCGACUCCUCGCCCUCCCCAGUAGGUGCCAAGCACCCUUCAGGCCGAGACGUCCGACAGCCGGAGGGCCCACCCUCCUCCGGGCCGCCGCCCCCCGCCUCCCCGCCCUCGCCCCGGCUUCACCAGAUUUUAACGCGGUUUAGUGUAAAUCCUUCCCGGAGAUGUUUUAUUGUCGGUUUUGC